AUGUUCCAGCAAGGGGAGAUGCAUAACAAACCAUCAGGAUUCUGGGGAAUGAUAAAGAGUGUUACCACUUCAGUACCAGGAAGUGAAAAUCGUACUCUUAUUCAACAGGAAGUGGAUGCUUUGGAAGAACUAAGCAGGCAGCUUUUUCUGGGAACGUCUGAUCUCUGUGCUACCAAGGAGAGAAUAGAAUACUCCAAAACUUUCAAGGGGAAAUAUUUUAAUUUUCUGGGUUACUUUUUCUCUAUUUACUGUGUUUGGAAAAUUUUCAUGGCAACCAUUAAUAUCAUUUUUGACCAAGUUGGGAAAACGGAUCCAGUCACAAGAGGCAUUGAGAUCACUGUGAAUUAUCUGGGGAUCCAAUUUGAUGUGAAGUCCUGGUCCCAACACAUUUCCUUCAUUCUGAUUGGAAUAAUCUUUGUCACGUCUAUUAGAGGAGUGCUGAUCACUCUUACCAAGCUCUUCUAUGCCAUAUCCCACAGUGAGUCCUCCAAUGUCAUUGUCCUGCUAUUAGCACAGAUCAUGGGCAUGUACUUUGUCUCCUCUGUGCUGCUGAUCCGAAUGAGCAUGCCUCUGGAGCACCGCACCAUAGUCACCGAAGUCCUUGGAGAGCUGCAGUUCAACUUCUGUCACCGUUGGUUUGGUGUCGUCUUCCUGGUCAGUGCUCUCUCCAGCAUACUCUUCCUCUAUUUGGCCCAUAGACAGGCACCAGAGAAGCAUAUGGCACCUUGA
Molecule: messenger RNA, 729 nt
Organism: Mesoplodon densirostris (Blainville's beaked whale)
Lineage: Eukaryota; Metazoa; Chordata; Mammalia; Artiodactyla; Ziphiidae
Product: Golgi pH regulator-like
Exons: 1
Coding region: 1-729 (242 amino acids)
Biological process (GO): intracellular pH reduction
Cellular component (GO): Golgi cisterna membrane
Molecular function (GO): voltage-gated monoatomic anion channel activity
Source: RefSeq, a predicted model, not a curated record